AUGGAAGAGACCUCAAAUCUCGACUGCAGGCCCUCAACUUUGUCUGUCUCCGCCUUGGAUGCUAUUAUUGAAUGGCAGGGAGUGACCGGUCAAAAUGCCAAAGAACAAAGGCAAUCCCGCACAAAGGCACAGUUGGAGGCCGUGAAGAAGCGCAAGGACGAAAAGCAAGCCCACGCAAAGGCACAGCAAGAGGCCGUGAGGAAGCUCAAGGAUGAAAAGAGAGCCAGCGGUUUUCUAGACCUGCAAGAUUGCAAUCAAUAUGGAAGUCUCUGUGCUUUUCAACGGCGCAUGGUCCGGGGCUGGGCGCUACAGGUCUUUGUGACCCAUGCCCCAGCGUAUGAGCUAAGACAUGGGGUGCUGAAGGGCAUGGUGGCUAGCGAUUAUGACGAACUACAUGCUUUGGGCCAAGAAGCAUAA
Penicillium mononematosum is the source of this 417-nucleotide messenger RNA. RefSeq lists its product as uncharacterized. The record is from RefSeq and is a predicted model, not a curated record. Bases 1 to 417 code for a protein of 138 amino acids. The transcript has 3 exons. Lineage: Eukaryota; Fungi; Ascomycota; Eurotiomycetes; Eurotiales; Aspergillaceae.